CAUCAUAACGUUCUCUUUUCUGUCACACUGAUGAAAAGUUGUUUUUUUCACAAAAUUAGUACUAGCAUAUUUGAUUCACAUAAGACAAAAUAUUUGCCUUAAUUGGCAAAAUAAAGCUUUUGCAGCCUAGAGCCUCAGCCUUUUCUAUGUUUCAAGUAGAGUUCAUUAACUAUGGUUUUGAAAUAGUCUUCACUCAUAUCUCACAAUUACAAAACAACUAGAAAGAAAAGAGUUUUAGGAAGAGAAAGAUGGUAGCAACAAGGUUAAGUUUGGCUAGAAGAAAUUCUCUACAACUACAACAACCAGCUACAAGCUUAUUAUCUCCAACAUUCAAAUGUCAUUACAAGAAAAGGAUUUCCUUGAAAGCCUGUGGUCUUUGCACUCCUACAAAAGCUCCAGCAGUUCCAUCACCUCCUGUGCCACCAGGGGUUUCAAAUGGAAAUGCUCCUGGGCAAGUUUCGACAAGCACACUUGCUCCGGAAGUCUGCACUUCAACAAAAGCUCCAGCAGCUCCCACAAUUGCUCCGGAACAAGUUCCCCCACCUACUGUAGUACCACCGGGAUCAAGCAGUGAGAGGCCCUUGGAAAUUCCUGGUGAUGAAGAGGAAGAAGAGAGAGAAAGAAAACUAAACUUAAAUCCUUUAUCAAGACUGGAGGCACUAAAACCAACACAUACUGCUAGUAGCAAUGAAUCUUAUCCCCAAAUGAACGAACAAUCAAAGAAUAUGAUCACUGGUGUCAAGUCUUUUUUGGUGUCUCGUCUCACUUCUAAGACCACUGCUAACGUGGAGGAUAUGGUUAAUCUUGCCAUUGGCGCUUUCACUAUGUUGAAAUGUCUCAGUGCUGAUUACGGUUGUUUCUACAGAGAUGUGAAGGAUUUGAUUUCUAAGAAACACAAUUUGCAAAUUGAAGAGAAAAAAGGACAUAUGUCGUCUUUUCCAGAAUUGGAGAACAAAUAUGAAGAGGCUGUUAUUCGUGCUGAUCAACUUCAACAGGAUAUCAAACUUAUCCUACGAAAACUGAAAAGGGGAAAGGAGAAAAUGGAACCUCUGAAGAGAGAAAUUGAUAAGGCAGAAGAAGAGAUUCGUAGGAAGAAACAAGUGGUUGCUAAUAUUGAGUAUGAUGUAGAGCGUUUGAAGCGCUAUGAAAAAAAUUGUGAAGCGUACCUUAAGAGUGCACAAGCCGAGAUAGUAAAACUUGCUACCCAAGUAGAGGCAGCUGAAACAGUGAAGAAGGAAAUUGAACAGCGGAAGAUUGCAGCUCGGCAAGAGAUUGCAUCAAUCAGUGAACGCCUACUGUCCACGCUUUGAAUCAAUCAGUUAAAACACAAUUCCGGUGCAGUUUUGGUGCUUUCCUGGUACUGUUUUGGUGCAUUUCCGGUGCUGUUUUCAUGCAGCUUUGGUGCUGUUUCGGUGCUUUUCUGCUACAGUUUUGGUGCAAUUUUCGUGCUGUUCCGGUGCAAAUCUGAGUAAUUCUGAUUUUUUGGUGCUGGUGAAUGUGGAAAUUUCUUUGGGGUGAUUCAAGAGACUUGACUCUUUGUGAAUUGAAAUACUUAUCAUGAAAUAUAUUUGGUCCGAACUAGCUUUAAUUUUAUUUAUAUCUUAAUGAAGAUAUGUAUAUUUCAUCUUCAGACUAUAUUGCUCAAUGCUCAAUAUGUCAUCUUUAGAA
This is a messenger RNA of Lycium barbarum (goji berry), 1668 nucleotides long. RefSeq lists its product as uncharacterized. The record is from RefSeq and is a predicted model, not a curated record. NCBI's taxonomy places the organism in Eukaryota, Viridiplantae, Streptophyta, Magnoliopsida, Solanales, Solanaceae. The transcript has 3 exons. Bases 249 to 1310 code for a protein of 353 amino acids.